AUGGUAAGAGAACCGUAUUAUACUUCAUAUAAUCAUUCAACCAGUCUCAAUCAAAUCCAAAAUGAGAAUAUUCUUGCUAUAAUUCCUCUUGAUUUACCAGAAACAGGAAUGUCAGUUAAUAAUGCUCCUGUAUUUGAUUAUGAUGCAAACAAAUCAAGAAGAAAUUCAAUUGAACCUUAUUAUAGGAAAAAGAAUCGACAUUUACCACCACUUAUUAUAAGCGAAUAUAUUGAUUCGGAUGAAAAUGCGAUAAUUUCAGAUUCAGAAGAUGACGAUGAAGAGAUGCUUUAUAAAACUAAUAUCAUUCCAGCACCUUCUUCGUUAUCAUUUCGUACACGACUUGUUUCUGAUAAUUAUGAAGAUAUUGAAAGUGAUUAUGAAGCAGAAAUUGUAGUAGAUGAUUGUUAUGUAGAUUCAUUUUCAAAGUUAAUUAAACCUACUCGAUUAUCAUCAACUAUUCAAAAAUGUCAACCACCAGAAUUUGGUAAUUUUGAAGAAGUUAAUCAAUCAUUGGUAUUUAAAUCAAAUAAUCCAAAUACUUUAACAAAUUCUAGAUGUCGUAUUUUAUCAAAUGAAUUAAUUCCACCACCAAUUUUCAAUAAUAGCAAUAGUAAUAAUAAUUUUAUUGAUGAUAAAUUUGAUAUUGAAUCUACUUCACUUUCAAUUAGAGAUGAUUAUACCAAUAAUAAUUCGAAGUGUAGACUUUCUUUAGUGUAA
Hemisphaericaspora subhashii is the source of this 717-nucleotide messenger RNA. RefSeq lists its product as uncharacterized. NCBI's taxonomy places the organism in Eukaryota, Fungi, Ascomycota, Pichiomycetes, Serinales, Debaryomycetaceae. The record is from RefSeq and is a predicted model, not a curated record. Bases 1 to 717 code for a protein of 238 amino acids. The transcript has a single exon.